Molecule: messenger RNA, 1182 nt
Organism: Ctenopharyngodon idella (grass carp)
Lineage: Eukaryota; Metazoa; Chordata; Actinopteri; Cypriniformes; Xenocyprididae
Gene: vcpkmt
Product: valosin containing protein lysine (K) methyltransferase
Exons: 5
Coding region: 21-713 (230 amino acids)
Biological process (GO): peptidyl-lysine methylation
Cellular component (GO): cytoplasm; cytosol
Molecular function (GO): protein-lysine N-methyltransferase activity
Source: RefSeq, a predicted model, not a curated record
CAGACGUCACGUGACGUAUAAUGCUGUGUUCAGUAAAAAACAUGGCGACUGAGGAGGAUUCGGAACAUUAUUUUGUUAGAGAAAUAGAAAAGAAUGACGGGUCUGUUUUAAAAAUGUAUCAGUGCAGCAAAGGGGACGUGGGUUGUGUAGUAUGGGACGCUGCUAUUGUCCUGUCAAAAUACCUCGAAACGGAACAAUUUUGCAGUAUUCAGUCUGGUAUUAGUAAGUGGUUCUCCAAGAACAUUAUUGAACUGGGCGCAGGAACAGGAGUAGUUGGUCUCGUGGCUGCAACUCUGGGGGCAAAUGUUACAGUGACAGAUCUAGAAGACCUGCAGCCUCUCCUUAAGCUGAACAUUGAGAAAAAUCAGCAACUCAUCCAUACGGGCUCAAUCACAGCCAAGGUACUGAAAUGGGGAGGAAACGUUGAAGAUUUUCUACCUCAUCCUGAUUAUAUUCUGAUGGCUGAUUGUAUCUACUAUGAGCAGUCUGUGGAGCCACUAGUGGAGACUCUGAAACUCUUGGCUGGACCAGAGACCUGCAUCAUCUGUUGCUAUGAGCAGCGCACUGUUGGUGUCAAUCCUGAGAUAGAGAAGAGAUUCUUUGAGCUACUUCUGCAAGAGUUCCAGUCAGAGGAGAUCCCACCUGAGAAACAAGACCCCGAGUUCAAUAGUCCUGACAUUCACAUUCUCCACCUGCGACGAAGAGUUGACUGAAUGCCAUUUACGAGGAUGUGUUGUGUAUGUUUGUGUUUCAAUAGACUGCAUUGUUUGAAUCUAUACUAUAUAAAAAAAAAAAAUUUUAAGUGCAUUUUAUGUGGUCUGGAAGUUUGGCCUUAAUGUGAGCCUAAGUGUGUUUUCAGACAAACAAGUUUAAAGUGAAUGGUUUUGCAUGUGCAUUGUGCACUGUUAAACUGGCAAUAAAUCUCAGGUGUGUGUUUUUUUACACACCAAUUCAGAGAAUGUUAUACUGAGUGUGAUUUAUAAUAACUAAAUAUAAGGAAGUUGCCCAAAUACUAAUAAUUAUGAUUGUUCAAAGGAUUCUACUUCAGACCACUUGAUCUUAACUGGUGUCCCCUCUUCUAAACCAAAUAUGAACUAAAUAAACUAGAUAUUUAUUUAAAAUAAUGCAUGGACUGGAUUUAGUGGUUUAUGGGCUCAUAUAAAGUCUCCAGUGGGAACAUGA